AACACUAAUAGCAUUCAUAAGUCGUCUGUGUCGUUUAAUUUUUAAAUGGUAUAUAAAUAGACAUUUUUUAAAAUUAAUUUUAUUGCCGAAUCGAUAUAUAUUAUAUGAUAUCGUUAAGUACAAAGUACAGGAAAUCAUAUAAAUUCCAGUUUUUGCAAGGUCAAAAGAUGUUUGAUUAAAAAAUAUCAAAAAUUUCCAACGUACAACAGCUGAUGUUUGUAAACAUUAGGCUUAUUUUCGUAUAAAUCAGAGGGAACUUGAAUGAGAUAGUGGCAAAAAUGGCAAGGAACGAAGAAAAACAAUAUUCGAGAUUAAAUCGAUUGUUGUUACAACAAGAAAGAGAAGAAUAUAGAAAAAGGAACCCAAAAAGACCAAGACUCGACAAUUUAAACUCUGUUGAAGAGAUUAAAGAAUGGCUGCCAAGCAUAAAGCGAGAUUUAGAUUUUAGCCUGAAGCAAUCUGAAGUUACGUGUUAUUCCGAGCAGAAAAUUUCUGAGAUUCAAAGUAACAUUCUUCAAUUAGAACGUGAAUUCAAGUCAUUUGUGCGCAAAUCGAAGCGAUUAAAUCCUGAAAUGAAUUGCAUUCCUUGGACAAACAGACCAUAUAAAAGCAAUAAAAUGGAUACAAAAGAGGAUGAAUAUCAAGACUUAAAUCAAGAAACUUCAAAAGGUAAUGUUCAUGACAAAAGCACCUUUAUUCAAAUAAAAACACCAAUUUUAAAAGAGAGUUCUGCAGAAGUCAAAGACUCUAACGUCUGUUUUACAAAUGUCAAUAUGGAUCGACUAGACAGGCCUCUAGAAUUUAAAACGACGGAAUCUAACGUUACAAACAAGGUAAUCCCGUCCAACGAAGACACAAAUUUGCAGUCCACGGACAGAACAGAGUCUCUUCCUCAUUCAGAGGACGGUGCCCGCCCAUCCAGAAGUAAACGUAAUCUGCUGGGCUUAGAUUAUAGUUCUUCGGAUUCCGAAACAUAAAUUUUAUUUUAGAACAAGGUGUCUUGUGUAAUGCUGGAUAAUGAAUAUGUUAAAUAGAGUAAGGAAAGUAAAAUAUCAUAAUAAUUGGAUUGCUCUUUUAAAUGUUUUUAUUAAAUUAGCAAUUGGUUAAA
Molecule: messenger RNA, 1108 nt
Organism: Centruroides sculpturatus (bark scorpion)
Lineage: Eukaryota; Metazoa; Arthropoda; Arachnida; Scorpiones; Buthidae
Exons: 6
Coding region: 279-977 (232 amino acids)
Biological process (GO): generation of catalytic spliceosome for second transesterification step
Source: RefSeq, a predicted model, not a curated record